AUGGUGUUGUCACGCGAAGGCGAGAGAAGCGAUGAAGGUGGCAGUGAAGGAUGUGGCACCAAGAAGGGCUGGUGCUCACCUCGCAGGGCCGACACAGCCCGUCAUCGCAAGGGACAGCCCGGGGCCCCGUUCCUCGGCACGUCGUGGAAGUUUGAUUGGUGGCCGUUCUUUGCAAACGAGCAGGAGCUUCUCAUCUUCAGAAUGGUUGAUAAGCGCGUUUGAUUUGUGUGUGGCGAGGGAACAGUGUGUGAGGGCAUCCUAUGGAGAGCUACAUGUAACCCGGCGGAGCAAAUCUGAGUACGUCCAUUA
This is a messenger RNA of Gryllus bimaculatus (two-spotted cricket), 309 nucleotides long. The record is from the annotation of a GenBank genome assembly. NCBI's taxonomy places the organism in Eukaryota, Metazoa, Arthropoda, Insecta, Orthoptera, Gryllidae.